Messenger RNA from Fimicolochytrium jonesii, 1248 nucleotides. RefSeq lists its product as uncharacterized. The record is from RefSeq and is a predicted model, not a curated record. The coding region runs from base 205 to 1134 and encodes 309 amino acids. Lineage: Eukaryota; Fungi; Chytridiomycota; Chytridiomycetes; Spizellomycetales; Powellomycetaceae. The transcript has 9 exons.
CCACGACGCACCGUCGGUCGGACCCCAAUCAUCGUACCCAGAUCCUCGUCGCAAUACAUAUAACAACCGAACGAAGAUGACAAAACGGCGCCGGGACCAGGAAGACGAGGACCACGACCACUUCUACGACUCAGAGGACGAGAGGCUUCGCAGCGUGUCGCCCGCGACGCCCGCGACGCCCUCAAGGCCCCCGCGACUUAUACUAUGCCUUUCGAAAUAUUAAACGAGUAUGUUAAUCAAGGUGUUAUCGACUUGAACGCGGUUUAUCAGAGGGAGGUCGUAUGGAAUGAAGCGAAACAGGGUCAUCUCAUUGACUCAUUGGUCAAGAACUAUUACGUUCCACCAGUGAUCUUUUCCAUCAGACCACGGGACGACCUAGACGUGCGAGUCGCCAUCGACGGCAAGCAACGCAUCACCUCCAUAAACCGCUUCAUGGUAGGCCUCAUCCCGCAAAUCGAUUCUUUAACGGGCGAGCGGAUAUGGUACCGCCACUCCGGCCACUCCUCGGCGAGAAGCAGGAGGAUGACCGCGGAUGAGCGCAAGGAGUUUGAUAAGAAGGAGAUCAUGUGUGUCGAGUAUCGGAGCUUGACAGAUGACCAGGAGCAGGAGAUUUUUAGGAGGGUGCAGUUGGGGGUGGCAUUGACCACGGCAGAGAAGAUGUGGGCUGUACCAGGACCAUUAGCCGACCUCGCGCGUGACCUCACCGAUUCCUUCCCAACACUCUUCGCCCAAGUCGAAUCCCGCCGCAAAUACUCCUUCCAGCUAGUCCUCAUCAUCAUCCUCAUCAUCAACAAGCGCCCCGACAAGCUGCCGAGCAGGCCCCUCAUCGAGAAAGAAAUGGCCAAGAAGGAACCGAUCGCUAAGGAACAUGUGGUGCUGGUCGAGAGCGUUCUGCAGGUCUUUGCGACGAUGGUGGAGGAGGCGAGCCAUGUGUUCAGUGUGCCGACUAAGAUGGCUCCAAUAGAAUUGAUAAUGAGCACCUACAUCAUCGCUGAAAAAGACGAAGCAUCUCUCCCGGAGCUGCGCGACUAUAUCCUCACCAUGCGCAAAAAGACAAGGGAGAAGUUCAUCGAUGUGCGCACUAACGCGAAGACUUUUAAACAUAUGAAGGAGGUUAUUGAUGCGUUUGAGUGAGCUGGCGCGUCAAGGUUUACGGCCGCGCCGUUUUUGGGAGGGCAAACAACCACAAUACCUUGGCGGAACUCUGCGGUGAGGGGCUUUGAGAGCACCUCACCCGAGCAGAGGAAG